This is a messenger RNA of Pseudonaja textilis, 7025 nucleotides long. It is a transcript of the gene URB1, whose product is annotated as URB1 ribosome biogenesis factor. The record is from RefSeq and is a predicted model, not a curated record. Gene Ontology annotation, biological process: maturation of LSU-rRNA from tricistronic rRNA transcript (SSU-rRNA, 5.8S rRNA, LSU-rRNA); maturation of 5.8S rRNA from tricistronic rRNA transcript (SSU-rRNA, 5.8S rRNA, LSU-rRNA). Gene Ontology annotation, cellular component: nucleolus. Lineage: Eukaryota; Metazoa; Chordata; Lepidosauria; Squamata; Elapidae.
GCCGGACCAUUUCCGGCCGAGGCGGGUAACCCAUGCGAAGGCUACCCCGACUUCCCUUCGCUCCGCCGGGUGUCGCGGCGAACCGCGAUUGCUUUAGGAUAUGGGCACCAAACGCAAAAGCUCGGCUUCGGCCGGGGGGCAGGACCCGCCCCCGGCUAAGCGGGUUCGCAGCACCGGUGCCGCGGAAUUCACCGGCGCCCGGUUCAAAUUCCUCCUCCGCGACUCCAGCACUGCGAUGAAAGGUUUGGAAACCUUCAUAGCCAAAGCUAAAUUACUACCGUCAAAUGAGCAAUAUGAUGUAGUGGAAGAAUACAUAAAAGUUUCUAUUGAAUGUGUAGAAAUGUUUAAACUUCUGGAUGGUGAAAGGCGUCCUGACAGCGAGAUGCUGCUAAUUUUUCAAGCUCUAGAAAAUAUUUUGCUGCGAACAGCAAGUGAUCUGUCCCAUUUUCAUGUCGUGGGGAUGAAUAUAGUAAAGAAGUUGAUUAAUAGUUACAUGAAAUUAAUUUAUGCUGCCUUGUAUUCUGAAACUCAUAGACUGUCUCGUCUGUGUCUAACUUUAUUAUCAGCAAUGGUGUCACAGGGACCAGAUGCUGCCAGAGAUGUCUAUAGCCACUUUGAUUUCAAUAAUAAAUUCUUACCUAAUUUAGUGAAGAAGAGAGACUAUAAGGGUAAGCCUGAUAUCCGUACAGCAUACAUCCAAUAUGCCAUUUCCUUUUUAAUUGCUGGCGACCAUUCUAUCCUUAUGCAGGUUCUGGAGUUGAAAGAUUUCAUUCCAGAUAUUUUUAGGACAGGAUUAAAAGAAGAUAGAAUUUCCACAAUUAACCUUCUGCUUUCAACUUUGGAAACUAAGGUGGUUCUCAAUAAAGAUAUUAGUAAGACCCAGAAGGUACACUUUUUUACCUCAGAAAUACUGAACCACAUUGCUUCACUCUAUCGCUGGAAUGGAAUUACUGAUGUCAGCACAGUGGAUGUCAAGGCUUCCCAAGAGUGUGAAGAACCAGGAAAGCUUUUAGUGAGAGAACUGGUUCAUAAAUUUUUAAUGAACCUUUGUUGUUCUCUGAAGCAUGGCAUUAACUUUUAUGAUCCAAGUCUUGGCACAUCUGGCAGAGGAGGUAAUUUGGUUCUGCUGCGCUUUCUUCUGAGUCUAAAGACUGCUGUAGAAGAUGAGUUGGUUGCCACUCUUAUGGUGAACAUUUUCAAAGUAUGCCCAGAUUUACUGAACAGAUACUUUAAGGAAUCCCACUAUUCUUUUGUUCCGAGACUAAAAUCUGCAUGGCUAGACAACAUGAAAUUGCUGAGAAAGAUCUAUGAGGCUCAGCCAGACAUUUCGAAUGCUUUUAAAACCACUGAAUUUAUUCCACUUCCUAAAUUGCUUUCUAUGGUGAAAGUGACUACAGUGCCUGCAGUGUGCAAUAAAGCCAUGUUUACCCAAGGUUUAAAUAUAGCCAGUAAAACAGUGAAGCAUACUAUAUUUUCAUUGAUAACAACUAUUCUGAAAAGAGCACUGAAAAAUAUUGAGUAUUGUCAGAAUGAGAAGAUAUGGGAGAAGUCAGAAAUCUAUACUCCACUAAUCAUGAAGGAAUUUGUUCAGCAGUACCGGGAAGCACUUAGUAAGCUUUUACCAGAUAUGACAAACAUAAUUGCUGUCUGGCAGUCCUUUCUAAAGCCAGAUAAGGCUCAGGAAGGACAGGAAAAAAAAGGAACAGAAACUGCUUCUUGUAUGGAGGAAACAAAUGAAACAAACAAAGACCAUGGCUUCGAUGAUGUAGAAAUCACUCUUCUGAAAGCUGUUAUACUUCAAGUUAUAUGCCUUUAUCAACAAGUUGUUCCUCACUUAGUAGCACAGAGCAACUUCGAUUUUAGCAAAUUAAUAAAAGGUAUUUUUACUGAAAAAGGAUUGCAACAAGAAAUUUCUCCUGUUCUGCAUUAUCAUAUUCUCAAAUUGGCUCUUGAACUGCCUGCAAAUAAGUUUUCCUGGUUCAGAAUACAGGAUGCAGCUGAGAAGGUUUGUGGUGAAAAAUCUGUAUUUUACCUACUGAUGAAAAUGUUUGUCACCAGCCCCCAUUCACAGCUCAAAAUAGCAACCAAGAAAUUGAUUUUUAAGGUUUUGCACGACAGUGGAGUAUUUGAGUACACUGGGAAGGAACUUGAAUUGUGGCUCAAUCAUUUGGAUAAUACAGUUGAAGCCAAAAAGGAAAUCGUGAUUCAGUUUUUGGAAAGGGUCUUGGUCAAAGUGGUAACCAACCCUUAUCCAUAUACGGAUAAAGCAGCUGACUUUGUUCAAGAAGCAAGCAUUCUUCAGGUCAACUUAUUUAAACAAGAUGUUGAUAAUAUCAGCAUACCCAUUUCUCAUAUUGAUGAUGUUCUGGAUAUGAUUGAUGUCCUUGUGGAAGACAGUGAAGGUUUAAAUGAAGAAAUUGGAUGCACUUUAAGUGAAGACAUGAUUGUGAACACUUUUCCAUUUAGUGCAAUCGUCCCAUCUUCUUUAGAAGCAAGAAAUAAGUUACUUGUUGAUGAAAACGCAAGAGAAGAAAGCAUUGUGGAAUACCUUAUUGCUGUGUUCACUGACCUCCUGCAUUCUCAACGAGAUCCUUUAGCCCUUUGCCUGAUGUUUCAACAUUAUGAUAAAGAACUUCAGUCUGUCAGUGCUCAUCUUUGUCAGUUCAACUGUUAUUAUAGUCGUUGGAUACCACAACAAGCUAAGGAAGCUUUGUUCCAGGAAGACAGGAACAAGAGUGUGGAUGAGGUGUGGUCAUCAGAUUCCUCCUUUUUUACCUUGUUAAUGAAUAGCUAUCAGAAAGGUGUUGAUGUUUUAUUGGAAGAGGAUAUUCAAACAAAGCUAAAUGAAGCUAUUUCCCAGCUCCAGCCUCAGCAGCUCUUGUUGGCUUUAAAACAUGUUCUUCUGUACCUAAAAACUACGGUGGAGAACUUCGGCAGUUUGGACAAAAAUUCUGGCCUUUCCCUUGUUACUGUCUACAUGGAUUUGUUGAAGAGCUUGUUGCACAAAGGGGAUACAGAGUUGGGUGAUCAGCCUGAACAGAAAAAUACCCAGAUUGAACCUGAACUUUUUAUGGAAGCAGACAUUUUGAUACAAGACUCUGAGAAUGACAAGAUCAUGGAAGAGAUGCUCUCUUUGGUCUUCAAACACCCUAUACUGGAAAAUUGGUUCCUGGCUAUAGAACAACAUUCCCUCCCUCCACACAAUCUUAAUCCAAUUAAAGUAAAACUACUUUCAAGUCAUCUAAAUCGCAACAUUCUUGACUUGUUGAAAAUGAGCUGCCCAUUGCUACAACUUAGGAAUCAGCUAGAUAUACUCUGCAGAUAUUUUGAGGCCAUCACAAAGACUGUUUUGGAAGAGCUGCACACUGGUGCAAAAGAAGGAUGCAGAAUAUCUCCCAAAAAAUCUCUGCAGAUAGAAGCUUUACAAGAGCUGCACAUUUAUAUGAAUACGGACCAACUGAGAGAGAUCAUGCUACAACUUUGCAAGGCCAACCUCGCCCCUUCAAAAUCUGAAACUUUAGCUGGGAAAAAAAUAUGUCUGAACAUUCAUGGACAAACUUUGAUGCAGCUGCUCACAGAUGGUUACCAAAGAGGUUCUCUGAAAGGAGACUCCUUUUUUUCAAGAGAGCACAUUCAAGGAAUGAGUAUCCUGUUGUCUGCAUGUAUCACCGGACAGUUGGAAAACAUCUUUAUGUGUGUGAUACAGAAAGAACCUAUCUUUGCCCUGGCAGUUGACAUUAAAGUGCAGCUUUUGUGCCUUAAGCGUUCCACAGAAAUUUCCCUUUCUAUUGUAGCUUUGUUGAUUCAGUACUCUCACACUCAUUUGCUUCAUUUUGAGCUUUGGUGUCUGAAGAGUAGUACAAGCAAAUUUCUAAAAAUGAAUGCAGCCCUUUUUAUGCCCCUUGUUAAUGUGUAUUUGGACUGUCAAGAGAAGCAACAUUUCAAAUGCUUAUCAAAAGCUGUUAAGUCUGUCUUGAGAGAAGCUCUAUGGCCAGAAUUGCUGAAUAAGAUUUUGAAAGUGCCGUCUGCUGUGGAAUGUCUUGUUCUUUCCAAAUUAUUGCCACUAUCCGAUACCAAGGCCUUUACUGAACUAACAGAAAAAUUGACUUUAACUCUUGAGAGACUUGGAAAUCAUGAACAGUGGAUAAUUGCUGAUGCUAUAUCCAGAGCUCUGGAGACCUGUGCAGAAAAAGUGCAUUCAUGGAGGAAACAUCUACUAGUUGCUUGUAUGAAGUGGUUGAUCCUGUCCUUCAGUAGUAACCAAGAGCAAGAAAUGCAUUCCGAAGUGGAGAAUACUAUGCUAUUGAAGCUAGAAAACUUAUUGAAUUCAGUAACUGAAGUGAUUCCAGACGACUGGAAUAGUUUUGUGAAGCUGGGGCUGAAGUAUCGUUAUAAAAACCAAACUUUCCUGAAAACUCUGAAUGCAGCUAUAAAUGUAUUAUACCAGAAAGAAAACUCUUUUAAAAAGAGAUUAACCAAACUUGAAGUGCUUUACAUGAUGAUCACACAGCAUUCACUGUUUUUGUCCACAAUGUUGAGACCACAAGAAGGCAGUGACAUGAAUGCUCAUCUAAGAGAGGCAUUAGUGAACCUCCUGUUGUCUCUUGUGAAACUCUGCCCUGCAGUUUGUGAGAGAAAUCAUUUUGCUGUGCUGCUUGGAGCAUAUGGUGCAACACUGAGCAUUUCAGAUCAGAAGAUAUUGUUUUUACUUAAAUUAUAUGAAAAUAAUGGUCUAAGCCUUCUUGACUUCAGAAUAUUGCUGUGGGGUCCAGCUGCUGUGGAGCAUCAUAAAACAUGCAAAAGUUUGGGGAAGUCACUGUGGCAGCAACCAAGCAUGCAAGAAAUUAUGUGCCUGCUGGAUCGAGAAGUAAUGAUGAGGACCAUACUCCACUUCCCCCAGCAUCGGCUUCUUCUUUCCCCUGAGGAAGAACAUACAUUACAAAGCAAAGGGAAAAGUGAUAUGGCUUUUGAAGAUCUCUAUGAUCCAUGUUUUCUUCUCCAGCUAUUCAGUGAAUUAUUAAGGCCAGAGUGUGUGGUGGCAUGUCAUAAGUUCAUUGAAGUCAAUGCAUUGGGCUUGACAGUAGCUGCCCUUAGCAGCUAUGACAGUAACAUGCGUGCAGCUGCCUACCAUGUCCUGAGUUCCUUUCGCUCUCAUCUGGAAGCGGCUCGAUUCCGAGAACAGAAACAGUUGCUGUACCUUAUGGAUGUUGUGCAGAAUGGAAUAAAACAACCAAACCUCAGAUUUACUUUCCCUUUAACACUGUAUAUAGCUAGAGUUGCCCAGCAAAUACUGAAGCCAGAGGAGCAUAUGUACACAAAGUUGAACAGAUUUCUUCUAUCUCACCAAUAUUUGGAUUUGAGAAAAGUGCCAGGAUUUUUUCACCUUUUCUAUAGUUUUGAUUCAGAGCACAAAAUGGAGCGUGAAUGGGUUCUAGCUAUUAUUGGAGAAGGUCUCAGAGAUAAAAACUGCUAUCAGCUGUAUGAUUAUCAAAAGAUUUUCCAUGUCAUUCUGUCCUUCUUCCAUAGCCCAUUAUGUGAUGAAGCAACACAGUAUCAGAUUCUGGAAAUACUUCAAAAUGCUGCAUAUAUCACUAAAGCUGCUUAUGAACUAAUAAGGGACCAUAGCCUUUUAACCUGGCUGCUAUCCAUUGUUGAGAAAAGGUUUCUAGAAAACAAGUUGUUAAUAUGUAUAAUCUCCUUAAUUGACACUCUCUGGAAAACUAAUUUAGGAAAUAAGCAAACUUCACUCAGUUCAUCCAGCCAACUGGAAUUAAAAGAGAACCAGAAAUUCCUUCCCAUCCAGCUUAUCAAUGAAUUUCUCCAUGUUCUGCUCACACUUCUUAGCCACAUCCGAACCAACUUGGAUCCUGUUGAGUUUAUUCGGUUUUUCAGUGUAUUAAGCUCUGUACUGGAAUACCGCACUCUGGUUAUUGAAGCCUUCAGAGAAAUGGGCAGAUUCAUUGUAAACAAACAUAUUAUUUCAAACAAUGGUGUAUUGAUACUUUUGUACAAGUGGAGUAUAAUUAGCAAAGAUAUAGAGCUUCAGGAUCACCUGCAUGUUGUUGCACAACAAUACCAAAUCAAAGAAUUGCUUAAAAAUACAGACAGGAACAAGCCAUGGUUACAUUCGCAAACAUCAAUCCGACUAGCUCAGAAAAAGAGUAAAAUUGAAAUAGAGGCAGCUACAAUCUCUGAAUGGAAAGAAGUUUAUUUAAAUGAAUGCAGAACUCUUCUAAGAUCUAUUUUUAUCCUCUGGGAACCUGUUUUACUGGAAAUAUCAGCAAAAUCUCCAACAGAACAGAAAGGAUAUAGUAAUCCAGAUCUUACCUGUAAAAUUACUUAUUUAGUUUUUAGAUGGCUCAUUACAUCCUUCCUGGAUGACAGCUUGAACAUUCAGAAUGCACUCCCGACUUUCUGGUGGUUUAAAAAAUGUGGGUUUGGAAACAACAUUAUACUGGAUUAUAUUCUUAAAGAUGGAAUUCUGAAAAGGGCUAUAUUUAAGCUUUAUAGUAGCAUCUGUAAUGCCUCUGAAAUUGUGAAAUUGAGUGAUCUCUCUGUGCUUAAUGGAAUCAUGCUCCAUCUACUAGAAUCUCAGAGCCUGACAGAAAAUAAUUUUCAUGUGGCUGUGAAAAAAUUCUGCCUCACUGAAGUUACAGAUGUGAACAAAGCUGCAAGAAUUUUCCUUACUUCAAUUUAUAUUGGAGACAUUUGGCUAGGAGCAAGGCAACCAGACAUGUUUAUGAUGCACAUUAAACUAAUAUGUGGAGCAACCGAUACUGAACGAAAUGACAAAAAAAGGUUGGAAUUUGAAGAUUCAAUGGUUUCUCUCUGCAAAGACAUAUACUCAUUUUUAAGUCUUCAACCUCACUUUCAGUCUUAAACUCAAACAUUUGUCAACUUUCCUAUCUUGAAAUUAAAUAAAUAAAUAAAAGGAGCCAUUGUGUACAAUUCUACAGGAAUUGUUUCAAAAACAAUGUCUAUUAACAGCAGUACAACUGUGUGUUAUAAUAGGCAUGAUUUCAAAU